Zea mays is the source of this 1930-nucleotide messenger RNA. RefSeq names its product Transcription factor TCP14. Gene Ontology annotation, cellular component: nucleus. Lineage: Eukaryota; Viridiplantae; Streptophyta; Magnoliopsida; Poales; Poaceae. Bases 331 to 1470 code for a protein of 379 amino acids. Gene Ontology annotation, molecular function: sequence-specific DNA binding; DNA-binding transcription factor activity. The transcript has a single exon. The record is from RefSeq and is marked predicted.
AAAUAGUGUCGAUCACCGCAGACACACCUCCUUCCCUCCCUCUCUCUCUCAAAUUUUUUUUGCCUCCGACGGCAAGCACCACAAGCGCAAGCCCUCGCUUCCUUGACCUCACUCUUUCGCUCUCACUAGCUCUAACGCCGCCGUCGACUCGACGGCGCUGCCGAACCUCUACUGCGUACUGCCCCACGUCAUCACACCAAAUCAGGUUAGCAGACCCACAAGAACAGUUCGUGGGUCAGCAAAUCCAUUCCUAGGACCGAUAUUCCUCCAGCUCCCUGAACAGGAAAAAAACACAUCUUUGUGUGUAUUUAUACCAUGGUCUAAUCGGCUAUGGACGCCACCGGAGAUGCCGGCGGAGGUCGCCGCCCCAACUUCCCUUUGCAGCUUCUGGAGAAGAAGGAGGAACAGCCUUGCUCCACGUCCCCAGCAGCUGCUGUGGGUGCUGGGGCUAAUGGGUCGGGAGAGAUGCAGAUGAAGAAGGUGGCGCCGCCGAAACGCACAUCGAGCAAGGACCGGCACACGAAGGUGGACGGGCGCGGGCGGCGCAUCCGGAUGCCGGCAAUCUGCGCAGCUCGGGUGUUCCAGCUGACGAGGGAGCUGGGGCACAGGACGGACGGCGAGACAAUCGAGUGGCUGCUGCAGCAGGCGGAGCCCGCGGUGAUCGCGGCCACGGGCACCGGCACCAUCCCGGCCAACUUCACCUCGCUCAACAUUUCUCUCCGCUCCUCGGGCUCCUCCUUCUCCAUCCCAGCGCACCUCCGUGCUGCCGGUUUGCCCGGCCCACGCUUCAGCGGCGCGCGGGGAGACCCGUGGGAGCGCGUCGUGGGCCUCGGGUUCGGCGGCGCCGAGGGUCCUCCAUCUGCUACUUCGUCUCCGCUGCUGCUAAGCUUCCACUCCGGCAGCGUCGGCCUUGACGUGUCAUCACCGUCGUCGUCGUCUGCUGCCGCCAACUCCGACCUGUCGAAGAAACGGCGGUGGGAGCAAGAAAUGCAGCAGCAGCAGCAGCAAUACCAGCAGCAGAUGGCCGGGUACACGCAGAGCCAAAUGCCAGGAACCGUGUGGAUGGUGCCGAGCAGCAACGCUCAGGCCGCAGCAGCGGCUGGCGGAGGCGGCAGCAGCAACAACGAGUCGAUCUGGACGUUCCCGCCGCAACCAGGAAGCGGCGACGGCGGCGCGGCGCCCGUGUACCGCGGCGUGCCGAGUGGGCUACAUUUCAUGAAUUUCCCCGCCCCGAUGGCGCUGAUACCCGGUGGGCAGCAGCUCGGGAUCGGCCACGAAAAUGGCGGCAGCAGCAGCGGAGGCGAGGGCCACAUGGGGGUCCUCGCCGCGCUCAACGCGUACCGGGCGCAUGCCGUCACGGUGGCUGCGCCGGCGGCGCAGAACGGAGCGGAAGGCGGCUCUAGUCAGCAGCAGCAGCGUGGCGGCGGCGAGCGACAAGACAGCAUGAGCCCCAGCGACGACGACUCGUAGGUCUUCUCGGAGGCUUGUGCUGUGCAUGCACUGGUCCGCUAAGGCGUCGCUCCUGUUUUUAAUCUGCGCUUCUCUUGACUUAUCGUUUGCGUUUUCUUCGGUUUGCGUUAUUAUAGCCUUCUCUGGCUCCUUCACAUUCUAUAUAUUGCAAGCACAGAGUUCGAUUUCAUGGCAUCUGAAACAAAUUCACUCUCCAAAGUUCGUUUUGGUGUGACCAAUCGCAUCAACAGAGACGACGACGAUGGCGGGGAAUCCAUGGAAGAGAGGCUUUGGAUUUUGUUAGGGUUCGACGCGGCCACGGCAAAAGAUGGAAGAGAGAUCGACAUGGACACAGCAGCCAUUGCCCAAUGUUCAGCCAUGCAUAUGAUGAUCCUUCUUCCGGGACUAGUUAGGGGCCCGUGCGUUGCAACGGUUUCUAUAUAUCACAUUGAUAAACCUUGCUUUAAUGAGAUAACUGUUG